AUGAAUGAGGAAACUGAGGAACAUGAAAAUACACCAGAACGGUUGAGAAAACUGAAGGCAGUAACUGCGGAAGAAACAAAGGAAGGACAAGGUGAUGAAGACGAAAAUACUUCCGAUAAUUCUGACCAAGAUGAAACAUUUGAAUUCAUGGAUGAUGAAGGGAGCAGAGAGAAAAGAAAGAAAUUGAAAGGAGAUAAGGUUGACAACAUCAUCAGGGAAGAACGCAUAAAAAAGAAAAGGAAAAUCAAAGGAAAGAAGAGAAAAGUUCUUUCGAAAGGACAUACUGAGGAAGUAAAUGAUGUUGAGAGGAAAAGAGAAGAAAACGAAGUAGAGAACCUUGAGGAAAAUGACAUAAAAACGAAAGGGAAAGUGAAAAGUAAUGUUGUUUCACAGGGAAAUACUAAAGAAACUAGUAGUGUUGAAAAGACAAGUGAACGUAAGAAAAAGAAAAGAAAAAUUACAGACGAAAGUAGAAUGAAAGAAAAGUUGGAGAAAAGCAAGAAAGCAAAGUUGGUGAAGAGUGGGACUGACGAGGACAAUAUGCAAACCGGAGAUUUGGACGAAAAGAACCGAGAACGGUGGAUGAAAGGCAAAGUUGUGAAGUACGUGAAAGUAAAGGACGGUGUAAUUAGAGGAGUUAUUGUAUUACAUAAAGGUAACUAUUUGGAACGACCUGUUCAGCUAGUAUGUCCUUUGGAGAUAAGGAGCGUGGUUAAGGAAGAUCAAGGAAGAGACAGUAUAUCAUAUAUCAUGGCGGACGAACAACAAUCAACCAAGCGCUCUGCGCAAAAUUCAAAAACUAUCGACCUGUGUACGCCUAUUAAACCAGUCAAAUCAAAAAUUAAGAAAAUCAACGCAUCAGAGAAAGGGACUGAGGAAAAAGAAGGAGAAAAAGACGUAGAUAUGAGGCAAAUUCAUCAAAUGUUCACUACAAUGAUGACGAAAUUGGAGAAGCUCGACGCAAUUGAAGCAGACAUGAAGGAAAUCAAACAUUCCUUAGAAUUUGCGCACGCUGAAAUUGCCGAUUUAAAAAAAGAAAACGAUACCAGCAAAGCAAACCAAGCAGAAGCAAAGGAAAAAAUUGAAAAGCUUGAGCAAGACAACACCACGUUGCGCAACAAAAUAGUAGACCUUCAAGCAAGAUCAAUGCGCGACAAUUUACUAUUUUUUAACAUCCAGAACGUGACCAAGAAAACACAACUGAAAUGA
Molecule: messenger RNA, 1209 nt
Organism: Paramuricea clavata
Lineage: Eukaryota; Metazoa; Cnidaria; Anthozoa; Malacalcyonacea; Plexauridae
Source: the annotation of a GenBank genome assembly